This is a messenger RNA of Cydia amplana, 916 nucleotides long. Its product is annotated as V-type proton ATPase subunit D. The record is from RefSeq and is a predicted model, not a curated record. Bases 121 to 870 code for a protein of 249 amino acids. Lineage: Eukaryota; Metazoa; Arthropoda; Insecta; Lepidoptera; Tortricidae. Gene Ontology annotation, molecular function: proton-transporting ATPase activity, rotational mechanism. The transcript has 6 exons. Gene Ontology annotation, cellular component: proton-transporting V-type ATPase complex.
UCAAAUUGUGACGAGAUCACAAGACCAAGCAUAGACAACACUUUUAUCAACCAACUUGUCUUCUGUCAUCAGGUGAUUGGGAGUGAGGAAUUCAGAAAAGGGAUAAAUUCGUAAAUCAAUAUGUCUGGGAAAGACAAACUACAAAUUUUCCCUUCUCGGGGAGCUCAGAUGUUAAUAAAGGCCCGUCUUGCCGGAGCAGUUAAGGGCCAUGGUCUCCUCAAGAAAAAGGCUGAUGCCUUGCAAGUGAGGUUCCGUAUGAUCUUGGGAAAAAUCAUUGAGACAAAGACCCUUAUGGGUGAAGUGAUGAAGGAAGCAGCAUUCUCCCUGGCCGAGGCAAAGUUCACGACGGGAGACUUCAACCAAGUGGUGCUGCAGAAUGUGACCAAGGCACAGAUCAAGAUCCGUUCCAAGAAAGACAAUGUAGCUGGUGUCACACUGCCAAUUUUCGAGUCAUACCAAGACGGUUCAGACACGUACGAGCUGGCGGGUCUCGCGCGCGGCGGCCAACAGCUCUCCAAGCUGAAGAAGAACUUCCAGAGUGCUGUCAAGCUGCUGGUCGAGCUGGCGUCCCUCCAGACCUCGUUUGUGACUUUAGACGAGGUCAUCAAGAUCACUAACAGGCGUGUCAACGCUAUUGAGCAUGUGAUCAUCCCGCGCCUGGAGCGAACUCUGGCGUACAUCAUCUCGGAACUGGACGAGCUGGAGCGUGAGGAGUUCUACCGGCUCAAGAAGAUCCAAGACAAGAAGAAAAUCAUCAAGGACAAAGCGGAAGCGAAAAAGAAGGAGCUUCUAGCGGCGGGCUUAGGUCUAGACCUCGGCGACGGUGGCGCCAACCUGCUCGACGAGGGUGAUGAAGACAUCGUGUUCUAAAUCUAAACAACCCGCCAGUUAUAACCGGUUACACCACAUGCAGCGG